AUGUCUCGUCGCCAAUCGCCUCCGGUCCCGGUCCCUCCGGCAGCUGCCAGAUUCGUGCCGCGCACUCGUCCGUUCCACAAACGGUACAGCGUUCAAACUCGUCAACUCGUCAACGUAAGAUUUCCUUGUUGCUCUUUGAACUUCAGCCGAUUCUGUUUGAGGUGGCCGCGGGAAGAUGCACCAAACCGGACGACUACGUCAUCGUCCGCUACUCGGGCCGCAUCGACAAAAUUGCGAGACUGGCUCACGACCUCAUGGACGACUUCGAGGUAGUCCGCAGAGCGUACGACUGCGGAGAGCACAUGAGCGGCCCGAUUAUGGUGAGAAGAAGGGAAAGAGGUAAUAAUGGGCGGAUGAUAUUCAGAAAAUGCGCAUCACGGUCGACAAGCUCCGCUACGAAUACACCGACUUCUUCCGCGAUUCCGCGUGGAAAAUCGACGACGCGGUGCAAGAGAGAAAAAACCUCUCAAAGGCCGGCUACUUCGAUCUGGAGCCUCUGAAGGACGAAAUCCUUGAGCUGCCGAACCAGACGCCGCCGGACUUUGACAAGAUUACGAGAAUGGUGCAGCUGCAGAUCGAGAGCGCCGAGACGGUCCUCUCGCACUAUCGCCGCACUUUCCCGAAUGCUCGCUCCAUCGCCGAGAGCCGCCAUGCACUGAUCGUCCAGGCAUCGCCAAUGAGACCAGCCGACACUGCUCUUUGA
This is a messenger RNA of Caenorhabditis sp. 36 PRJEB53466, 703 nucleotides long. Lineage: Eukaryota; Metazoa; Nematoda; Chromadorea; Rhabditida; Rhabditidae. The record is from the annotation of a GenBank genome assembly.